Molecule: messenger RNA, 2251 nt
Organism: Contarinia nasturtii (swede midge)
Lineage: Eukaryota; Metazoa; Arthropoda; Insecta; Diptera; Cecidomyiidae
Product: zinc finger protein 878-like
Exons: 11
Coding region: 89-2176 (695 amino acids)
Source: RefSeq, a predicted model, not a curated record
AGAAAAUGUUCGUUUGUUUAUCAACCGUAUUGAAGUCAAAACUAAAAUUUCGUGGAAAUUUAUUCAAGAGAAAAAAACAAUUACAAAAAUGUGUGCAAAACAAAUAAAGCGAUAUUGUCGCAUUCCAUCAUGUGAAAACAAUCGCGGUAGUACACGAGAAGACCUUCGACUGUUUAAAAUUCCUUUUGACCCCGAGACCCGUGUGAAAUGGGAAGAAGCGUGUCAGAAACUGUUUGGUAUGGAUUUUAGGUCAUCAACACCAUAUAUUUGUAGUGAUCACUUUCACCCCGAUGAUCUUUGCAAGAAAAAAAAUGGAAUAACAUAUAAGACUGGACGGGUUCCAACAAUUGGUACCCGAGCAACUAUCAAACAGGAACCCAACAAUGAUGUUGUUAAUAUGAUCAAUUUCGUUGACAUUGAUGCAAUUAAAAAUGAACCCGGAACUGUUAACAGUACCAGCAUACACUCGCCGAAACAAUCGACACAACAAGAGCGGCAAUAUGAAAUUUACGUUGAGGUAGAACCAAACGACUGUCCGAUGUGUGUUGAGUAUAAGGCAAAGAACGAAACACUCAAUCGAAAAUGCGAUGACUUGAUGGAAGAAAAUAAGAUACUAAAAGCGAAAUUGAAAGAUUUUUUGGAAAAAAGUGAAAAACCACCAACGAUAACGAAGAUACGAAUGCAAAAAUGUCAAGUCUGUCUAAUUUCAUUAACACUAGGUGAAUUGGAACAGCAUUUAUGUAUGAGUCAAACGGAAAUUGAAUGUCAAUAUUGUUUAGCUACAUUCAAAUCGACUAUUGCAUUGGGAAGACACUUACAGGAAGCGAAACAUGAAGACAUGACCAUGUAUCGUUGCAACAAAUGUAAUUUGGUCUUUUUGACAGCAUAUCUGCUUAAGUGCCAUCAAGAGUUUGAGAAAAAACUGCCUCGAGAUGAUAUCACAGAUAUUGAUGUACCGCUCACUAAUAAAAUUUACAAGUGUGGUGUCUGCGGUUUAUCGUUUGAACAAUCGUAUGAUUUGGGCAAACAUUGGAGAACAAACCACAAGGGGAAGAAAACACAAAAUAUUUACGUAGAUAUUGAUGUGCCGCUCAUUAAUAAAUUUUUCAAGUGUGCUUUUUGUGAUUUAUCGUUUGAACAAUCGGAUGGUUUGAGCAAACAUUUGAAAAAAAAUCAUAAUGAAAAGAAACCCCAUUUAUACGAAUGUUACCUGUGUAAAAUCCGGCUAAAUUCAUACAUGAAGUUGAAGCAACAUAUUAAGUUACAUCGUCGAGAUAAAAAAUGCGGAGUUUGUGAAGAAGAUCUCACGUUGCAUGAACUCAAUAAGCAUGCAUGUUGUGAGGAAGGAAAAAUCGCGUGCGAAUAUUGUAAUAGUUUGUUCGAUACAACAGUUAAGAUCGUUGAGCAUUUAGAGAGCACGCACACUGAGAACCGGACGAUUUAUCAGUGCCACUUGUGUCCACGAUAUUUUGCAAUGUUACGCCUUAGAGAAUUUCACGAAACACACCACAAAGAUACGAUAAAACCAUUUAUAUGUGAAUUAUGCUCAAAAGCGUUUACCAAAUCCCAUCACCUGAAAUUACAUUUGAAAAGACAUAACACUAAAAUUACAUCUCUCUGUAGUGAAUGUGGCAAAGGGUUCGCCACAGCAAAAGAUCUGAACGUACAUAUUUCUGUUACACAUGAGAAGGAGUCUUGUAAAACUUACACCUGCAAAGACUGCGGAAAAGUGUUUAUCAAUUACCAACUAUACAGUGAUCACAAGGAGCUUCAUUUAAAUUUGACAUACAAAUGCAAUCAAUGUACUUCGACCUUCUUUUCCAAACGUAAUUUAGUGAGCCAUAUAAAACGAUUACACUCUGGCUUCAUUCCGAAAAAACGUUUUGUUUGUUCAUAUUGCCAAAUGAAAUUUGAAAAAGCCAACCGUUUAACUAUACACCUUAGAAAACACACAGGAGAAAAACCAUAUGUAUGCGAACAUUGUCCGAACAAGAAAUAUGCAUAUAAACAAGACUUUGUUAAACACGUAAAUACCCAUCUUAAAAAUGGAUUUUAUAAGUGUGAAGAGUGUGACCAGGGAUUUCAGCGUCUCAUUGAAUUACGGCGACAUUCAUACACUCAUUAUAAGGAAAAAAUGGCUGACACCGGUGAAAGUUCAUCGACGAAUAUCAAUUAAUAUUUACUGACCAUGAAAUGUAACCAACUGAUAAAUUACUACCCGUAAAUAAAACAGUAGUUUAUUUUGAUUAUA